This is a messenger RNA of Hepatospora eriocheir, 405 nucleotides long. The record is from the annotation of a GenBank genome assembly. Lineage: Eukaryota; Fungi; Microsporidia; Hepatosporidae.
AUGAUUUAUAAUGCCAGAUAUUUUGCCACUGAUGAUGAUUUUCUAUUAAAAUCAGGAAUUAGAGAUUAUUUUAGGUGUAAUGCUAUUGAUCCAAAUGAUGACUUUCUUUAUGAAAUUAAUAGAACACAAAAUGAUUUCUUAGCUUUAUUAGAUGAAGAUUCAGAAUCAGAAGAUAUUGAUGUUGGUGAUUGGAGAAGAAUAUUUACAACUCAUGUGUCACUUGGAUUUUCUAUGUUGUUAAUAUGUUUGUUGAUUGGUGGUGGACCUAUUAUUGCUGUGAUAUUCUUUCCAUUAGCUUUGCUCAUUGUUGGUUCUUUUAUAUUUUCAUUUGUAUAUGUUUUAUGUUGUCGUAGAAGUACUUUUGAUACACAGGCUGUUGAAAGUUUUUCAUCUGAAGUUCUUUAA